Penicillium robsamsonii is the source of this 2451-nucleotide messenger RNA. RefSeq lists its product as uncharacterized. The record is from RefSeq and is a predicted model, not a curated record. The transcript is spliced from 3 exons. Bases 1 to 2451 code for a protein of 816 amino acids. Lineage: Eukaryota; Fungi; Ascomycota; Eurotiomycetes; Eurotiales; Aspergillaceae.
AUGGAGUCUACUACGGAGCCUACCACAGAGCCUACCACAGAGCCCACCAUGGAUCCUAAUGAUAGCCCUCUCAGCAACCUCGAUUUGUGGUGCGACUGGAGUGGUAGCCCAAAAGAUCCAGUGUCUAUCACAAUCGCCAUAGAGCUACAGGCCCGUGAUCAUCCUAACCUCCAUUUACCAAUCCUCAAUGUACAGUCGCCAAACAUCGUCAAAAGCCCGUCUUGGGUCAUCCGGUUGAAGCCUGAGCUCGCCCACUAUGAUGACACUCCGCCUGAAAAAGAAGCUUGGCUUGGCCAGGAAUAUGGUGGUGCCGCGAGAUAUCCCGUCAAUAAUCCCUCUGUCUCUGACUCUGGGAGUGUCGUUAUGCAUGACGGUUCGCGGGAUAACGACCCUGUCUCUCGCCGUACUAUGGAUAUCUCGGCCCAUGUCGAUGUCUCGGAUAGCUCAACCUCUUCUAACCCUCGCAAGAGCCAGAGCCGGGUCAAAAGCCUUGGUAGCCUAAACUCCCCCAACCCUCGUAAGAGAUCCGCUAAGGCUGCUUCACUACCUGAUUCAAUCCCUCCUGACGAUGACUACCAAGGCACCCGACACAAACCCUUGAUGACCAACAUCGACCUGCCGGGACUGGAAUCUGGGCCCCUGGACACCAGCACCACCACCGGAAUCGUCAGCUUUAGCCCCUACCCCUACCCCAUUCGCACACCUUCUGCCAGUCUGGACGAAACUAGCGUGACCAAUGAGAACAUUCCGCCCCAAGCCUUAGCUUCGACUCUUGUGUCAGAUUCCCUGGUUACAUCUGGGCAUCUUUCGCUAAACAGCAAGGGAGCGACAAUUGACGUUGAAGAUGUACCCGAUGAAGUCACUCUUUGCCAAAAUGGAGAAACCCCCAGCAAGAUUGACUUGGCCGACACCGAACCGCUCACCGAAGCAAACUUGCGAGUGCGGAAUUAUGAUACACUUUCUACUCGUGUGUGCAAUGGAAGCCUUUCUGACACCGCAGAUAGUGACAAAGAAAAGGAGGAUCUGCUACUUUCCCAUGAAUCCCUUGAAUCACCAUCGUUCUUUUCGGGCUGUGAUGAACCCCCUCUCCCCUGGACGUCUGCGGAAAUCGCCAACAAUCCCGAGCUGGUCUUGGAACAUGACAUUCUUUACCUACAGACCCCUCCCAUUGUCUACAACGCAUUAUACCAAAUCGCAAUCUCGCUCAAAGUCAGACUGCAGAAAGGAAAAUCGAGGGAUUGGUGGGAGUUAGUUGUGAGUGGGCUGCCUCGACUCGCCCAAUUCGAGUCUUGUUAUCUCUACUUCCGAACACCCCCAGGCCAGGGAAUGGAAUUCAUGACUUCGUCUUUCAAACGAUAUACGCUCGUGGAAAGCUGCUUGAUGGCCCAAUUUAACGGUGGAAAAAGCCUCGUGGUUCCGUUCCGUAAGUGCAAUGCACAAUUCUACGGACCACUGAAGGACCACAAAGUCAACACAGUCAUACAAGCCGAGGUGGAAGAAGCCAAUCCGUUGUCCUAUAUGAUCAAAUACAAUGCUGUCUGCUCCAUUGAUCUCAUCAAUCACAACUUCUGGGCCGAGAAGUGUCAAUUCGACCUUGUUGUGCAUGGCGGCCCGGAGGGCGAGUUCGAGGCCAAUUUUGAAGCCCAGAAACCUCUGAUAAACACCAUUCGACUGCAACCGGCACUAGCACCAGAUGUGGAUGGAAUUGGACUCUCGCGCAUCAAUAUCAUCAGCACACCCCAAGCUCUGGACAUGUUCACGGUGUCAUGGGAAGUCAAACUGCCACGAGGAAAGGCUUACACCUGGUUGCCAUGGAUUAAGACCAGGUACUGUGAUGUUGAAGCCAUUCUCCUAGAAGAUUACGCCAAUUCUGGACCCAAGCAUGACAUUCACGAGCCUGGGGUGUUUAAUCCAUUUUCCGAGGAUCCAGCUUCAUAUCCCCAACGCAAAGCUCUUCUCGAGCCUAAACUGACUGGGCCUCUGUUUAAGUCUGAAAGUACACAGACCUUCGUUGAGGAGAUUCCAGCUCCCAAGUCCACAAAGACCGAGACUCUAGUCGCUGAGCCAGCGCAAAAGAAGCCACGCCGUGCUGUACAUGGACUGUGGACUCUGAUCAAGUUCUCCUUCCACCUCUUUGCUUUCUUGGCGUCUGUCCACACCCUCUACUGGUCAUACUUGCUGCACAAUUGCGGGUUCCGUUUCGAACCCUCUGCUUUCCUCACUUCGUGCCCCCAAAAGGAAGUCUACAUUGGCUAUGCAGAGAAUUGUACCAAUACUGAUUUGGAGAAAGAGGCGAACACGCUCCUGGAGGAGUUUGAUCUUCAGCCUGAGCUGAUUCGAUCUGAAGUUCAGCAGUCUAUCAACACCACACCUGCCGAAAUCACCCCAGUGCCCCUGAGAGACCGCUUCGAUUACCUUCUCGGAUGGCGAGGACCAAUUGCGCGGGAGUGA